Vigna unguiculata (cowpea) is the source of this 2978-nucleotide messenger RNA. Its product is annotated as Pentatricopeptide repeat (PPR) superfamily protein. Gene Ontology annotation, molecular function: zinc ion binding; protein binding; RNA binding. Gene Ontology annotation, biological process: RNA modification. Lineage: Eukaryota; Viridiplantae; Streptophyta; Magnoliopsida; Fabales; Fabaceae. The record is from RefSeq and is a predicted model, not a curated record.
CGUCAACAUUGAACUUUUAUCCAAUCCCAUUAAGAACUUCUAGAUGAAAACAUUUUGGAAUAGAUUUUGUUCAUAGCAUACUCCAAAAUCAUGUUCUAUGAUUCUUCCUUUCACAUACUUCAUUCUAUUGUGUUGUAUAAAUCAACUGUUCAAAGUUUAAUUCACAGAAGUAUCCCUGCUUCCAAUGCUUCUUUUCGGUUCUUCACCCAAGUCCAUUUUUCAUUCCACCAUGUUUUUAUGCAUUGCGAUUCGAAACUGGAGAUUCUUUUCAUUCACCACUGCCACCAAUGGUUUUGCUUCUACUUCAUCUAUCUCCUCAAAUCCUUUCACCAUCAUCAAAUCGCACAAGCAUACACUCUUCCACUACCUAAAUAAUCGAACUUUAGACCAAGCUCGUGCCUUUUUCGAUCAAAUCCCUUCCCCCCAUGUUUCCCUCUACACCAUAAUGCUUCAUGCUUACGCUAGCAACCAUAGACUCCGCGAAGCUAUCGACCUCUUUCGUCAAAUUCCCUUCAAGGACGUCGUUUCCUGGAACGCCAUGAUUAAGGGGUGUCUCCAUUGCGGCGAUAUGGUCACCGCCAGGAAGUUGUUCGACGAAAUGCCCCACCGAACCGUUGUGUCGUGGACCACCCUCGUCGAUGGGUUACUUCGCUUGGGAGUUGUCGAGGAGGCUGAAGCCUUGUUCUGGUCAAUGGACCCUUUGGACAGGGAUGUGGCUUCGUGGAAUGCAAUGAUUCAUGGGUAUUGUGGUAAUGGUAGAGUUCAUGAUGCUUUGCGCUUGUUCCGCCAAAUGCCUUCUAAGGAUGAUAUUUCUUGGAGUUGUAUCAUUUCUGGGCUUGAUCACAAUGGGGAGAGUGAACAAGCAUUGGUUGUUUUUCGCGACAUGGUGGCUUCUGGUGUCUGUCCAUCUUCUGUUGGCUUGGUUUGUGGGUUGUCUGCUGCUGCUAAGAUACUGGCUUUUCACGUGGGGAUUCAAAUUCAUUGCUCUGCUCUCAAGCUGGGUGACUGGCGUUUUGAUGAAUUUGUAUCUUCUUCUCUGGUUACGUUUUAUAGUUGUUGCAAACAGAUGGAAUCUGCGUGUUGGGUUUUUGGUGAGGCACUUUGUAAGAAUGUGGUGGUUUGCACAGCACUAUUGACGGGGUAUGGUUUCAAUGAUAAGCAUCCAGAGGCGUUAGAGGUGUUUAGACAAAUGAUGAGAAUUGGUGUGAUUCCCAAUGAGUCUUCCUUCACCAGUGCUCUGAAUUCUUGUUGUGGAUUGGAGGAUCUUGAGAGGGGGAAAGUGAUCCAUGCCGAGGUGGUUAAGAUGGGUUUGGAAAGUGGUGGAUAUGUGGGAGGUUCUCUAGUUGUUAUGUAUAGUAAAUGUGGUUAUGUCAGUGAUGCAGUUUCUGUGUUUAAGGGGAUUAAUGAAAAGAGUGUUGUCUCGUGGAACACCGUCAUUGUUGGUUGUGCACAGCAUGGAUGUGGCAUGUGGGUUCUAGCAUUCUUUAAUCAAAUGCUGCGUCAAAGAGUUGAUCCAAAUGGAGUCACAUUAACCGGUUUGCUUUCUGCCUGUAGUCGCUCUGGUAUGUUACAGAAAGCAAGGUGCAUCUUCAGAUACUUUGGCCAGGAAAGGUCAGUUACACUAACGAUUGAGCACUACACAAGCAUGGUGGAUGUGCUUGGCCGGUGUGGAGAGCUUGAGGAAGCAGAAGCACUGGUGAUGAGCAUGCCAAUGAAAGCAAAUUCUAUGGUAUGGUUGGCUUUACUGAGUGCAUGCAGGAAACACUCUAAUAUAGAUGUAGCUGAAAGAGCUGCAAAUCGGAUAUUUGAAAUGGAACCUGAUUGUAGUGCUGCGUAUGUAUUGCUCUCAAACUUGUAUGCUUCUUCGAGCAGAUGGGCUGAAGCAGCUUUGAUACGUAAAAGAAUGAAACAUAAUGGAGUUGUGAAACAACCAGGAUCCAGUUGGGUAACCUUAAAAGGACAAAAGCACAACUUUCUCUCUGCAGAUAGGUCACAUCCUCUUACUGAGAAAAUUUAUCAAACGCUAGAGUGGUUAGGAGUGAAGUUAAAGGAAUUAGGUUAUGUUCCAGAUCAACAAUUUGCGUUGCAUGAUGUGGAGACUGAGCAAAAAGAAGAAAUGCUGUCUUACCACAGUGAAAGGCUUGCAAUUGCAUUUGCGCUGCUUAGCACUGUGGAAGGAAGUAGAAUAACAGUAAUGAAAAAUCUACGAGUAUGUGGCGAUUGUCAUUCUGCAAUAAAGCUUAUGACACACAUUGUUGAUCGUGAGAUUGUAGUACGUGAUUCUAGCCGCUUUCAUCACUUUAAGAAUGGUAUAUGCUCCUGUGGAGAUUAUUGGUAGGACAUUGUUCGUGCAAAAGAGUCUAAUUUAUUACCCACACGGGAUCACACUUCUUAAAAACCAGGGAAGAAGAAAACGAUGAAUGUGAGUGACUAUUUGUUUGCUCUGCACCGCAGAUCCUUGGUAAAGAUAACGAAGGAGGAAGAGAAAAUGGGCGUGUUACAUUGAUUGUCGUUGGUAAACUUAUCAACAAAAGGAUAAGGUUAUGAGCUAUAAAAGAACAAGGACAUUUUAUGAGAAAGAUCCAAAUGAAAAACAAAAGAAGAAACACAUUCUAUGAGCCACAAACAAGGACAGUUUUCCAGCCAACACAGUUGGCAAAGUAGAGUUGAAGCAGCAAACAUGCUUGGUUUGGAGGAUGGUGUUUAGGGUCGUAAGUCCUAACAAUUUUAGAAGAGAACAGAGCCUGCAGAAGAUUUAGGUGAAGAGAAAUUGUUUUGGCCGCUGGUGAAUAUAUGUGUAAGAAGGGGAGGGGCUAAGUUGCUCCAUAGGGGACAUGGCCACGAAAUUCUUUCAAUUACUUUAUGUAUAAAGUUCACUAUAUAGUCUAAGAGAAAAGAUCAAAAUUUAUGAGAGGAUAAAAGAGGGUUAUUAUUACUUUAUGUAUAAAGUUCACUAUUUAGUUUUAUCAAUCUCACAA